Octopus bimaculoides (California two-spot octopus) is the source of this 3423-nucleotide messenger RNA. RefSeq names its product fatty acid synthase. Lineage: Eukaryota; Metazoa; Mollusca; Cephalopoda; Octopoda; Octopodidae. The record is from RefSeq and is a predicted model, not a curated record. Gene Ontology annotation, molecular function: fatty acid synthase activity; 3-oxoacyl-[acyl-carrier-protein] synthase activity. Gene Ontology annotation, biological process: fatty acid biosynthetic process.
UUUUAGGUGGAUUUCUUCAUUGGAUCUGAUGCACCCUUCUAAGACAAUCCAGAUCGAAAAUAGACAGUUCGAUAGUCAAUAUGUCCAUCGAAUCUUGACUACUUGUGUUGAUAUUCCAAAAGUAUUAAAGCAAUUACCCCCUGUCAAAAGACUCCAUCUUAACGCUGCCACCCGCCGCAGCCAUGUUUCCACAAAAGACUUUCACUGUUUGCCCGAUUCUUCUUCUCUCCUUACCGCUUUGGGAGAAUUGUAUUUACUGAGUAAAAAUGAAAAAUUUAGAAAUGUUAAUAAAGAUGUACUUCCACUUGAUUCUACUGCACCAUCAAUUGGUCACCUUGUUAGCUGGGACCAUUCUUUUGAAUGGCCAGUUCCAAGCUGGCCUCAGUUCUUGAUCCCUGAGAAAAGUUUCCUGAAUAAAACCCAUUACAUCACCGGAUACUUCAGCGAAUAUUACGAUGCCGUGUCGAUUUUAUUAUUUGAAACUAUUUCUCUGAUUACGGGAUUCAACUCUUCUAUUUUCAUGCAAGUCAAUAUGUCUUCCGAACUGCAUCGUGAUGACAUCGAAGAUGCUGAAAUUCAGGUGCUUUGGCAUAGUGGCAGGGUCUCUGUGACGAAGAAUGAUGAUAUAUUUUUGUUUGGAAGUUUCCAGACGAAUAAUCUUUUUGAAAAGUUUUUCCUCGAUAUCGAAGAAAUAUUUUUAGAUGAAAAUAUCGUGAAAUACGAAGUGUUGUGGCAAAAUGAUCUAUUGGAUUUCAUGAACACCAUCUUUGAGUAUGGCUACUCUCACUUCCGGACAUAUUUAACUGCUGUAAUAUUUAACCCAGCGCUGCACAACGAAGGACUGCACCGACAUACUUUCUUGUUAGCAGCAUUUGAGCUAGAGACCGGUAUUUGUCAGUCUGGAGGUCUGGUGUUACAAUUCAGUCCGCCCCCUGUUGUGCUUUAUCUGAAGGAUGUGGAAUCUCCCAAACAUGAAGACUUAUUUGUUCAGAAUAUGUUGGUCUAUGAUAUCUCCAAACAAACACACGCCACCGUAUUAAUAUAUUCUGGAUUCCAUUCUGUAACAGGGAAGGCCAACAUUGGUAUCUCACUGGUCUUAGAUGAACGUUUUUACACUCGAUUUAUUGAAGCCGAUCGACAAAUCGAACAAAGUGACUUGACGAAGGUCCUCCCGUACCUUAUUUCGUAUCAUCUGCUUCACAGAGUCCUUCAGUUGCAGCCAGGACAGACUCUGUUGAUUCAUCCACCUUUCAACGUGCUGUGUCUGUUUCUUAUUGAAAUGGCAUCCGCUUUCUGCAAACACAUUUACGUAUCGUCUUGGAGCCUGGAACACAGCAGUGAUUUGGAAGAGAUGUUCCCUGGUGUUUCAUCUGUCUGGGGCUUGUACUUGAAUAAUAAAAUAUUGUCUUUGACGAAAGGCUUGGGUUGCGAUGCUGCCAUUACAUCUGGAACUGAUAUCAAUAAUGCCUUCAUCACUCUCGCAGACAAUGGAAAACUUGUCCUCUUAGGAAUUCCAGAUCCAUCUGAAUAUAUUGGUAUGAGUGCGUUUCUAAGAAACCUCACCCUUCAUGUCACAGAACCUUUCGGUGCUGUCUUUGAGUUCUUGAAACAAAAUGAUUCCGCUUUACAUUCAGAAUUGGUAAACAGAAUUCUAAACGCCAAGUCUUUUCAGUUCUGUGAUGGCUAUUCACUGCAGCAGAGUCUUUUGUUCACUCAGUUGCAUACUGGUGAAUUUGAAACCCCCGUCAGACUGACUAAGAUACAAAACUUCUUUGAAUCUUUCGAAGACAAUUCAGAAUUUGUCAGUAAAUUUGCUGACAAGAGCUGGGAUUUUUUGGAAAAUAUAAAGCAAACACUGAGUUCGUAUCGGAAAAUUUUUCAAUCACCUGUCACCGUUUCUUGUAGUGACAAGACACGACUACAGCAGUCUCCUAUGACGCCAUCCAUAAUUGUCACUCUUCCUGAAAGUCCGUCAUUGCAUAAUGAAGAUCCUCCCUUUGAAAAUGUCUGUAGGAAUCUGUCUCAAUGGAGGAAAACCCCAAAACUCAAUAGAAAUGUACCAUCCCCUUUGAAGAUCACAUCUUUUGCCGAUGAGGAACUGUUGGUUAUGAGUCCACCAAAACCUGAUUUUUCACCUCGUAUUAAAGAAUUAAUGAAACAGGGACAAUAUAACGACACUUUGGUGCCAUUAAACUCCCUAGAAAAUGGUGAAAAACCACUUUUUAUUGUCCACCCAGUAACAGGUAAUGUUCAUGCAUUGAAAUCCUUGGGACAGAUGCUAACAAUGCCAUGUUUUGGAAUUAGAAUGACCAAUAAGACUCCAAGAAAUUCAGUGGAGGAUAUGGCAGAAUUUUAUAUUUGCAUUAUGGAGGCUGCUAACCCCUGUGGUCCCUACAGACUUGCUGGUUAUUCAUUCGGAGCCUGUGUAGCUUUCGAAAUGGCCCUACAGUUAGAAACCAGCAACAAACCAGUUGAGGUCCUGAUUCUGUUAGAUGGCUCUCCACAAUACUUCCACUCUCACUGUAAUUAUAUAACCAGAGAAUUGCCAAGGGAUUGCUCAACUAAAAUGUUCAAAGAGUUCCUGGAUAUUGGCUUCAUCCUGAGCUUCAUUAGUAAUUACAAGUCAAUUAGUCAGGACACUAAAUUACUGAUUCGCUCAUCUUUAUUGAAACUAAAAGACAUUGAGUCAAAACUUGAGUGGGCCGUUAAGUAUUUAUUUGGAAAACCCUUAAUGAGCCCUCCAUCAGGUAAGAAAAACUGGUUAAAGGUUUAUACGAAACUCCGAAUGAAACAACAACCAAUGUUCUCAACGACGACAGAAGUCUUACGAAUCUCUCGGGCACAGAAAUGUCGUGACUUUAUCCAGAACUGCCACUUGGGUUAUCAAUACGAUCCCAGGAAAAAAUACCAUGGUUGCAUCCAUUUAUUACGAAUCAAAACGGAACCAACGGAUUCUCUCGCUUUACCGUCUGAUUAUGGCCUCUCAAAAUUGUGUACCAACGUCUGCAUUAAUUACUACGAUGGUAACCACCAGACAUUCCUGAAUGGAAUUAGUUUGGCGAAUGACAUAGAAACUCUCUUGAAAGAGAGAGAUUAAUCAAAUUUAAACAUUGCUAUCUUUGUCAAUAUUAACAAUAAUUAACUAUUUUUCUAUUGCUCAACAAUUACGAAAAUGAACUUAUUUUGUGUUUUCGUUUAUAACACAUCUGUCUUUUGUGUUUGUGUGGUUCGUCACUUGUUCAUUUGUAUUCAAUAUACAGAAAUGUAUUCAAUUAAUUAUAACUUAAUAAAUUAGUUAGAAAUAUUUUAAUAUUUAUCCUGUUAAUUUGGUUCAAGCUUGUUCCUUGUUUUGGAUAUAACUGUUUCGUUAGUAAUAACUGUAGCUGCAUAUUUUAUGAAUAAAUAAAAAUAACUAUUGCUGUA